This is a messenger RNA of Cygnus olor (mute swan), 1004 nucleotides long. RefSeq names its product gastrokine-1-like. The coding region runs from base 117 to 641 and encodes 174 amino acids. Gene Ontology annotation, biological process: regulation of cell population proliferation. NCBI's taxonomy places the organism in Eukaryota, Metazoa, Chordata, Aves, Anseriformes, Anatidae. The transcript has 6 exons. The record is from RefSeq and is a predicted model, not a curated record.
CUGUGAACAAAGGGCACUUGCCAAGAAGGUAAACCCAUUUUACUUUGGGAUAUUACUGUAUAAGAAGUAAGAGUACACAUCAAUUACCAGCAGAAACUGCCUUGCCUACCGUCAAAAUGAAGUUCACUAUUGUGAUUGCUUUUCUUGGAGUCCUCCUGGCUCCAGCUCCUGCCGAUAAGAACAGCAAGGAAAACAUUAAGAGGUACCAUGGUGAAUAUUCACACUAUCCUUUGGAUGACACUGCAGUCGACUCCGGCUCAAAUAAGCACUCUGAGAUCUGGAAAACUGUCUGGGACACCAAGACUGGCUACAUUGCAACCAAGGUAUUUACAAAAAAGACCUGCAUCAUUAGUAAAGCUGACACAAGAUUCUUCUUCCCUGCUAAUGAACGAUUUUCUGCACCACCUCAGGGAGACAAGGAGUCUAGACCUCAGCACCUUCCACCCAGAGAGAAUCGUUACAUUAUCUCAAAAAACAGACUCCAUAACUUGCGCCCAUAUGGAGAACGCAUUCAAAAUCUGUGCCAAGGAACACCCUCUUACUUUGCUUACCCAACCCCUGGCUCAAACUUUUUAAGGGAAGAUGUCCCAUGUUUGAAAGCUAACAUGAAAAAAGUGUUAUUUGUUUACUGUGGUUUAUAGAUCUUUUCCUGGUUAAAUUUGGAAGAAGAAAUUAGACCUGUGUACCCAUGAAGAUACUUUUUCUUUUCUUUUUUUUUCCUUCUUUUCUUGGUAAUCUUAUCUUGAUCAUAUUUUCAAUCAUUUAUCUGCCUUCUUUUCUGCUCUCUGUGAAGCUUAGUGUCUCUCAGUAAAAUUCAUCAUUAACCUGCACUGGUCUGUGCUGUGUUUUUACUGAUCCUUUUAAAAAGCAGAAAUAACCCCAAAGAAAAGUUCCUAAACUACCAUUCCUACAAAAUCCCAUUUUAGGCUUUUAAAUCAGAUCCUGUAGUAUUUCCCAAUGAGAUUUCAAAUUACCAUAAGAAAUUUCUCAGCAUUGCUAAAAGC